AUGCCCACGAACGACGACCUAAUCACCGCCGCCAACAAGGCCUUCUACGCCCUCACAGCGGCAGAGUACGACCGCAUGGGUCGCGGCAUGGUCGUCGACGUCGCACGCACCAAUGCUGCCAACAUACUCGCCCGCGUUCCCUCCUUUUCACCCGACACGACGGAGUUGAUGGACUUUGCAGCAGGUACUGGGCUGCUUGCUAUGUUCCUCGCUCCUCGGUGCAAGAGCGUCACAGCGGUGGACCAGAGCGAGGAGAUGAUCCGGCAACUGCGGGCCAAGCUCGAGGCGCAAUCUGAGGGGGAGAGGAUCGAGAACGUUGAGGCUGUGGUAACAGAUAUUCUGGAUGGAGGCGACCUGGGAGGAAGCAAGUUCGAUGUCAUCACAUGCACCAACUCGUACCACCAUCUGAGCGACCCCGUCAAGGUAACGCAGGUGCUGGCGGGGUACUUGAAGCCAGGGGGCCACCUGGCCGUGGUAGAUCUGAUCAAGACGGACGAUUCGGCGGAGUUUCACAAUGCCCCUACCACUGUUGAGAGGGAAGAUGGGUCGCACAAGCAGGUCGAACAGUUCGGCAUCGAGACGAAGGACGACCAUCACCAUCACCAUGGACACAGUCACGGCCACGCCAGCCACCAACACACAAACGUCAUCGCCCACCGCGGCGGCUUCAGCCAAUCCGACAUGGAGCACUUCUUCACCUCGGCAAACCUCAAGCUCGUCGACAUGGGCAAGUCCGCUCACUUUGUCAAGGACGGCAAGCGAUACGACAACUUUCUCGCCAUUGCACAGGCGCCUAUGUAG
This is a messenger RNA of Kalmanozyma brasiliensis GHG001, 801 nucleotides long. Its product is annotated as Methyltransferase type 12. Bases 1 to 801 code for a protein of 266 amino acids. Lineage: Eukaryota; Fungi; Basidiomycota; Ustilaginomycetes; Ustilaginales. The transcript has a single exon. The record is from RefSeq and is a predicted model, not a curated record.